This is a messenger RNA of Eutrema salsugineum, 1786 nucleotides long. RefSeq names its product cytochrome P450 86B1. The coding region runs from base 1 to 1692 and encodes 563 amino acids. The transcript is spliced from 2 exons. Gene Ontology annotation, molecular function: monooxygenase activity; heme binding; oxidoreductase activity, acting on paired donors, with incorporation or reduction of molecular oxygen. The record is from RefSeq and is a predicted model, not a curated record. Lineage: Eukaryota; Viridiplantae; Streptophyta; Magnoliopsida; Brassicales; Brassicaceae.
AUGAACCAUAAUUUUCCUUCUUAUAAUCUCACGGCCACUGCCGUUUUCUCCUCUUCUUCUUAUUCCGGCAGCGACGAGCCUCUAAUUUCAGGGAGGCUGUUUUUCCUAAAAUAUGUUCAGAUUCUUGAAAUCUUUAUUGCCCUAUUCGCGUUUGUGACAAUACAUUCCUUGCGCCAGAAGAAACAUCAAGGUGUACCCGUCUGGCCGUUUUUAGGGAUGCUUCCUUCGUUGAUUUUCGCAGUCCGAAGCAACCUCUAUGAAUGGUUAUCCGAGGUUCUUAUUCGCCAGGGUGGAACUUUCCGAUUUAAAGGCCCUUCCUUUAGCAGUCUCAACAGUGUCAUUACUUGUGAUCCAAGAAACGUUGAGCAUCUUCUCAAAACUCGGUUUUCUAUCUACCCUAAAGGUUCUUACUUCCGUGAGACCGUCCGAGAUCUACUCGGAGACGGAAUAUUCAACGCCGAUCAUGAAACGUGGCAGCGGCAAAGGAAAACAGCGAGCGUCGAGUUCCAUUCUGCUAAAUUUAGGCAAUUAACAAGUCAAUGUUUGCACGAACUCGUGCAUAAUAGACUCUUGCGGGUUCUAAAAACUUCUGUAACGAUCGAUCUUCAGGACAUUUUGUUGAGACUUACUUUCGACAAUGUAUGUAUGGUUGCUUUUGGGGUCGACCCAGGUUGUCUUGGUUCAAAUCUACCAGAAAUUCCUUUCGCAAAAGCCUUCGAGGAUGCAACAGAAGCAACAUUUUUUAGAUUUGUGAUGCCUACGUUCGCGAGGAAGCUCAUGAGGUCUCUUAAUUUAGGAAGUGAGAAGAAGCUAAAGGAAUCAAUAAAAGGUGUGGAUGAUUUCGCUGAUGAAGUAAUCCGGACGAGGAAGAAAGAGCUAUCUUUAGAGACCGAAAUCGCAAAGAGAUCAGAUCUCUUGACGAUUUUUAUGGGUCUACGAGAUGACAAUGGAGAGAAGUUUUCAGAUAAGUUCUUGCGUGAUAUUUGUGUGAACUUCAUACUUGCUGGGAGAGAUACUUCGUCUGUGGCUCUGAGCUGGUUUUUCUGGUUAAUCGAGAAGAAUCCAGAGGUGGAAGAAAGAAUCAUGGUGGAGAUUUGCAAGAUUCUGGAACAGAGAGAUCAUUUUGGAGAUGCAGAGGAGAAGAUAGAAUACGAGCCUGUGUUUAGACCAGAAGAGAUCAAGAAAAUGGAUUAUCUACAAGCUGCUUUGUCUGAAACUCUCAGAUUAUAUCCUUCUGUUCCAAUUGAUCACAAAGAGGUACUUGAAAACGAUGUGUUUCCGGAUGGGACCAAACUAAACAAAGGUGAAAAAGUUGUAUACGCGAUAUACGCGAUGGGACGUAUGGAGACGAUAUGGGGUAAAGACUGUCUCCGAUUCAGGCCAGAGAGGUGGCUAAGAGACGGCCGGUACAUGACUAAAUCGGCCUAUAAGUUCACCGCCUUCAAUGGCGGUCCUCGACUCUGUCUAGGCAAGGAUUUUGCGUAUUACCAGAUGAAAUAUGUGGCGGCCGCCAUUAUUUACCGGUACAGGGUUAGGGUUGAUGUGAAGAGUGGUCAUAAGGUUGAGCCAAAGAUGGCUCUAACUAUGUACAUGAAGCAUGGCUUAAAGGUUAAUAUGGUCAAGAGAAGCGUCUCUGAGAUAGAUCGUUACUAUGCUCCGUUUCAGAAAGGAGCGUAUAACAAUGGUGUAUAGCUUAAUGAUGUUUUAAGGUUUAUGAAACAUAAUCAGUGAUUGUUGUAAUUUGGUGAUUUUUUGAUGAACUUUCUAAUAUUGUUUUUCUUUAUAG